Molecule: messenger RNA, 6454 nt
Organism: Eriocheir sinensis (Chinese mitten crab)
Lineage: Eukaryota; Metazoa; Arthropoda; Malacostraca; Decapoda; Varunidae
Exons: 3
Coding region: 2771-5158 (795 amino acids)
Biological process (GO): transcription by RNA polymerase I
Cellular component (GO): fibrillar center
Molecular function (GO): RNA polymerase I core promoter sequence-specific DNA binding
Source: RefSeq, a predicted model, not a curated record
AAUUAGUGCCCCCCCCAAGAAACACUCCUGGGCUGCGUUUGAGAGAGGGAAUCGGGACUCUCGGAACGUCCCGAGUGCUCUCAAACACGUGACGCGGCAGCACGAGUUGCCAACUCGGCACGUCUGCUCCACUCCCGGCUUUGAGAGGUGUAACGCCUCUGUGCUGUGAUGACGUCAUCAGCAUAUAUGGUGGCCCAAACAAACACAUAAGUGCUGCCAUUGCAUCAGGAAGAUCAGCAUACCCUAUUUUGCUGCGAGUGAGGCGCCGUUACCAAAGCAAUUUUUACUCUCGCAGCACUCUUGGAGCAUUGGCAGUUACUGCGGCAAGAAUUUUUUUUACACUAUGAUAGAUACAGCGAACACUGCUCUCAUUCACGUGGUAUGCUCUCCCUACUGCAACGUAACUCAUCCCAAAAUGUAACUUCUCCUAAAUCUGAAUUCUUCUGCAAGGUUAACACCUUUCUCAAACGCUUUGGGGUGCUUUCAACAGGUGUUUUGGUAGAACAGUGUUGCCACUCACGCCAUGGCUACUUAGUGCGACGAGUGGGAAAUUUAAAAAUCCUAAAAAAAUUCUUUCAUGACAAUCCAUAUAAAACCGAAACCGUACUAUUUGAGGGAUGACUGUAUAUAUAUAAUGAGCUUGCACAAGGUAUUUUGAACUGCCACAGGGCUUCCCUGUUAGACUGUUUUUCUUUAGUAGGUUACUUUAUUCUAAUUCAUUGGAAAUAAAAUAGCGUCGCUUCUCAUACUUAGCCGUCGAAAUUUAUUCAUAUCACAGAAAAUGAUUUCUUAUUUCAUGGUUACCGUACAUAAUUCAUCCAUAUAAGAUCAUAACAUAAGAACAUAAGGAGUCUGCAGGAGGCUGGUUUGAUUACACGAGGCAGCUUUCCUUGCUUUCCUUUCCUUUCUUCUUCCAUGCUUAGCCUACGACUUUGAUCCAUAUAAAAGAAAAUGCUUUCUUCAUAACUAAUAUAAUUUUCAUCCAUAUGAAAUAGAUUGAGUGAUAAAAUAAAUAAUUAUAAAAAAGUUACUUUCUUUAUGCCGGGGAGGGGGGCAUUCAUCAUUCAUGUCAUUGGAAAGGGAUGCAGUGUUUGCCCCGUGCACUGUCUCCCAUAACUUCCGUGAAACACUCUCAUCUGGCAACACUGCGAUCCAGAGCUUUCAUUUAAAUGUUAUUAAUUGAAAUACAAGCCACGUACAUUUUCGCCAGACUUAUUUUCAACAAAGCAGCCUGAUUGUUCCAUAAUCUUUAAAAUAGCUGGGCUACAUGAGAUGACAGUCGUUGACUUCAAUGCUCUCUGUAGUCAUAUUUGGCCAUCUGCUUGUACACAAUAUAACAAGAACAGUAGCUGCCUAGGAAUAGCUUUUUUGCACCCUGUAUGUAAGGGUUUGUGGCUAAAAUCCUUAAUGAUAGACUAAAAGCAUGUGAAAUGUAUAUUACAGUACGUGGGUUGGCAGCUUAAAAAGCCCGCCCAUGAACAUAUGUUGUAAACAUCCUGUGCACAAGAAAUCUGAGUAACUUCUCUAAAUAAAUCUUCCUGCUCAGCACAGGAGAUGAUUAUCGAUGUAGUAUACUUACCUCAUGUACGAAAUAUGGAUGAGAGAAGUCAAAUUAACAAGGUGUUUGUCCACGGUCACCAUUGCCAGAUUAUCAUACUCAUGAGCUGCGUAUAUACCAGUUUCUGGCCCAUAACUGUUGCCAAGAAGCACCAAUAAUUAACCAAUUAAACGAUAACCAUAUAUGAAGGCAAUUAUUUGGGUGAUGAAAGCAGUUUUUGGGUCGAAAAUCGGCAGAUAUAAGAGGCAGAGUACGACAACCUGGCAACGUUCAGCUGAGGGUUGUUGGAACACACAGUGGUGCUGCUUCCUCCAUGUGAAAAGUAUAUAGCUUGAGCAAUUGAAUAUUUCCCAGUUCUUCUUCUUCCACUUGUGAAUAAACAAAAUCUAAUUCUUAUUCUGAUAACAUAAUUCUCGCUCAUACGUUGCACUUUAGAGAACAUACUUUACACUGUCAAUAAACAUGACACCCUGCAGGAAAACAUCACCCUAUUUCUUCACUUCUACACUAAACUCUUGUAAACGUGUUUGCAUCUUUGAAUAUUUCCUCAUAUACGGGUCGAGGUGGACUGAAAUUCACAUAUUAUACGCCACUAGCACUUCAUUAUGCAUAAAUGACGAUAUAAUCCCUAAUUAUGUCCCAAGGGAAAGGUCCAAGGGAGGUCUCGAGGUAUCUUGGAUCUGCUAAGUUUUACUUGGAGGAAGAUGUUUUCGACGGGAAUAUGGCUGUGUGGAUAGUGGGGCGGAACGGCUAGUGACUCGCGAGAGGCAGUGUUACCAAUGUACAGAAUGCCUCCUUUCUGAAUUCCCAACAAAUUAUUAUUUUUUCUCAUCUGCUUUUUUUUAUGCCUGAGCUUUGAUGUCAUUGUGUUUAUAACUAUAUCAACAACGUAACAGAGAAGAGACAGUGAGUAGGAUCGUGAAUUCAGUGACUCCUAUAGGCUCCCCAAUUUCCCAUACAAAUGUCUUUACCACUCUUGACAGACGACAAAUUAAUGACAAGAUCUGCAUGACUAAGAUGAAAAAUGAAUCAUGUGACGCUAUGCUAACAAGGAAAAAAAGAUUUGAGGCUGUACAAGGCUCAGCAAUUUUAUAGAAGCAAUGUAAAAAUCGUGCUUUCAAGAGGCGUACAGCAUGUUCCUGAAGAAGCUGCCUGAGAGGCUUACCGCAGUUUACGGGUUAAGUUAAUGAGUGUUGUUCUUGGCACUGAAUCAUGGAAAAGCAGCAGUGGACCACACCCGUCUGGAGCAAGAACGCACGUCCUUUCUAUGAUGGAACGAGAAAGGAUAUGCAUUACACAUAUCCAGACUGGGGUAAUGCAGGACCUGGUGUCUUUCUACCAGCUCAACAUAUGAACAGUUUGUGGUUGGAACCCUCCAUCUCCUCAUCAAGUUCUUGUUUUGAUACACUGAAGGAUAUCCAGAAGAAAUUUCCCUUACAGGAUACCCUGCAGCAUUCUUAUCCAGUUCUUCAGCCACAAAAGUUGUACUCACAGCACAAUUUUCAGUACACCCUUGCUGGUAAUUGUCUUGAUGCUGUGGAAAUAGGUGGUCAGACUAUGGUAGUACAUGUGAAAUAUUCCAGUAAUGAUCAAGCAGUGGUGGCUUCUAGACUGGUGCCUGGAAGGUAUUUUCAGAAUGACAAACUCAUGGAAGGGGAUCCAUAUUUUCACUUGGAAAGACAAAAUGAUGUUUUACUUGAUCAGGAUGUGUAUCAAGUUGUGGCAAAAGCAUUGCAUAAUGAUGUUCAGGUUCUUGUUAGAACCCCUACUACUGUGCAGCUGUCUAGUUUAAGGCAGACAGGGUUUGGGAAAGAAAACCUGGAGACAUUAAGUGGUUCCAUCACAUCUGAUGCAGCUCUAAGCAAUGCUCAACCUGGGUUGUGGUCUUUGGUCACAGUAACUGGGAAAGUCACUCUUCAUGAUGCUGAUGCUAAACAACCAGUUUGGACAACCCACUGCAAAGAAUCCAAAGGAAUUGUGAAUGCACCAGACAGAAUAUUCAAGUGUGGAUUUGGUAGACAUCCACUUUUUCUAUUUGUUAGGAAUGAGAACUCAGUUUAUUUGUAUGACACUAGAGUGCAUCCAGACUCCUACAGGACUUUAUUUGACUCAAGGAAAAUUAAGGAUGAUGAGCAUAUUUGUUCUUUUGUCUCAAGUGGUGACCAACCACACUUGUACCUUGUGAUGAAUGAAAGUGUGUAUGUGGUAGAUGACCGCCAACAAAAGACUCCACUCAUGCAUUGGAGACACAUGUUGUCAAACAGCCCAACAUUUUCAACAAUAAAUAAAUUAGAUUCUCUUGAACUUCUAAUUCUGUCUAACUCUCAGAAUAAAGAAGUAGGCAUGAUAUCUAGUGAGUGGGAAUGUGGAGGACAACAGUGUCAUGGUGUCAGUGUGCCGUGCCAUUUUUCCUUUCUUCAUGACACAAGUGCUUUUGCCCAUUCUCAUGGUCUGUGGUUUACAAAUCAGGUGCAGGAGAGGUUGGAAGACAGUGUGUGGCUAGGUAUGACAUCACUGCCUCAUCCAUUUGAAAAUAACAGCUCGCUGUUUCUCUCAAUGUACAGUAGUGGAGAUAUAUUUUUGAAUACAUUUCAGACUUCAUAUACAAAUUCACACUCAACUGUAUUUAGUGAAGAUGAACAGGAAUUGAUUAUUCUAAGAAAAUGGGAAACAGAUGUUGUGGAUAUUAGCACUCACAGUUGGUCAUACCACAAUGUAAAUUAUUUUGAUGUAACAGAUUUUUGCCAGCAGAUAUACAGUAGGCCAAUUUCCAGGCAUGUUGAAAAAAUGUUAGCAACAUUGCCAAACAUAAGAUUAAGCAAUUCUAGCUUUAAUAGUGUGGAAAUCAAUGGUUUAGUAAAGAAUGAAAAGAAAGAGCAGGAAUUCUCCAACUCAGAAAAUAGUACCAAGUGUUCCAAAAACAUAUCUUAUGGGAAAAAAAAUAAUCAUGGUCUAACAAAGUCAGAGAGUGAAACCCGUUUCAUAUGGAAUUUGAAGGAUCAGGUCCUCAAGUCCAAAAGCCUCUGGCAAACAAAGUUCACAGGAUGUGCAGCUUGGAGUAAAUCUUUAAUGGAGACUUAUAUCAUAGAUCCCAUUUUGGACCCUUCAAUCGACCUUCCCUUGCUCUUCAGAGACUCCUGUACUGAAGACAGUCUGGGUAAAUUCCUCCCUGGAAGUUUGCUUCUAGAUAUGAAGAUGGAUAAGAUUAAAAGAUGUAAGGAUUUUUUAUCCCCCAGAAUUAUAUCAUUGUGGCUUGAUGGAAAAAAUAUAAAUAUUAAGUAUGAAGGACUUAGGAUAGGUGAAAGUGAAACUUGUAGUACGGGACGACUUUCAGGUUUAUUAGGAGCUACAGAAGUCCCAGAAAUAAAGAAUGAAUUUCAAUAUCACAAUGCUCCCCUAGAUAUUGCCAGGCUAUCUGCAAAGCUUAGUGCAUACCACCCUGACAAUAAUAGUGCAAAUCAGAGCCUGGAAGUGGAUAAACUUUGUGAGAGUCAUACUUAUCCUUCACAAACCACAUUAGAAAUUAGUGUCAAUUCACAUGGAAGAUCAAAAAGAACGGCAAAAAAAUUGAAAAAGAAAAAACGAUUAGAUGGUUUCUAGUUUUGAACAAAUUAAAAUGAUACAAACAGAAAAGUCAGCAAAAGACAAUCGUUACUAACAAUGUUAUAAAUACAGCGAUUAAAGUAUGGUGAUUAAAAGUUGAAACAAAAAUUAUGAAUAUAAGAAAAGGACAAAAUUAACAGAAUAGGACUGUGCCUGACAUUUGCUAAUGUUAGAAGAGCUAAUAGUAAUGGGGUAUGAAGUGAAAAGAUUCAUAAAUAAUAAAUGGAAAAUUAUUCUAUCCAGUAAGUACUACAGUAAAUUAUAGCAACAAGUGUUAACAAAAUUUUUUAUGUUUUUCUCAGUAAUCAUGAUAACAAUCAUCAUUAGCAGCAGCAUAAUAUCUUUGUUGUCAGUACCAUCAUCUUCAUCUUCUCAUCUCAGUAUAGAGCUACAGUUUAGACUUUAGAAAGGAAGCCCUAUUUUUUCAAAGCUUUGCAACCAUUUACUUCUCUAUGACCUUUAAUGAGUCUUGACAGAAUUUCCUCAACAUGAACUUGAUCCUUAACCCGGUAGCUGCGGGGAUCAUGUUUCUUAAAGGCCCCUCUAAGGGAAUUAAUGAGAAAAAAUCAUCACUCACACAAACCAUUUCAUGAUAUAUAUCAACACAUUUGUGAUCAGUUUAUGCAUCAUCUAUUUUGUGGGGUUUAUAUCAUGGCAAAAAUUUGGCCCUGCUUGUACACGGUAGAGCCACAAAUCUGGCCCGUCACUGCUACCGGGUUAAAGUCAUAUGGUAGCUUUUGUAUGCUGUAAAGUAAUAAUAGUUUUUAUCAAUGCAAUAUAACUGAUGACUGUAGGUAUGACUACAGAUUCAUACCAGAAUUUAAUAUCCCUGUAAAUUUAUUUAUUUUUUUUUUUCUUGAAAAAAUAUGCAAACCUUCUCAAAUGUCUAACACUAAAGAAAUAUAUUAGAAUUUUCAUUGAUGAAACACAUUACUCUAUCUUGAAGCUAGAAUUGAGAAAGGAAGCCCUAUUUUUUCAAAGCUAUGCAACCAUUUACUUCUCUAUGACCUUCAAUAAAUUUGGCAGAAUUUCCUCAACACAAACUUGAUCCUUAAAGUCGUAGUUUUUGUAUGCUGUAAAGUAACAAUAGUUUUUAUCAACUCGAUGUAAUUGAAGGCUGUAAGUACGACUACAGAUUCAUACCAGAAUUUAAUAUCAAUGGAAAAUUUAACUUUUUUCUUGAGGAAAUAUACACUACAGGAAUGUAUCAGAAUUUUCAUUGUUGAAACACAUUAUCUUUUAGCCAGGAUUAUAUAUUUGGGUUAAGUUUAAAUACUUAUUGCAUUUUGUUAA